Molecule: messenger RNA, 1430 nt
Organism: Lineus longissimus
Lineage: Eukaryota; Metazoa; Nemertea; Pilidiophora; Heteronemertea; Lineidae
Product: THO complex subunit 3-like
Exons: 5
Coding region: 1-975 (324 amino acids)
Biological process (GO): mRNA export from nucleus
Cellular component (GO): THO complex part of transcription export complex
Molecular function (GO): protein binding
Source: RefSeq, a predicted model, not a curated record
AUGGCGCCCUAUGCUGAUGAUUUGAAAAAACAUUUCCAAAAAAACAACAAAAUACGCGAAUAUCAGGCACAUUCCUCCAAAGUUCAUUCGGUAGCAUGGAGUGCUGAUGGUCGAAAAUUAGCUUCAGGCUCUUUUGAUAAGACUGUCUGUUUGUUUUCGCUCGACAGAGACCGAUUACGACAAGAGCACACCUGCAGUGGCCAUGGUGACAGCGUUGAUCAGCUCUGCUGGCAUCCAACCAAUCCUGAUCUGCUGGCGACGGCGAGUGGGGACAAGAGCGUUAGAAUCUGGGAUGCCAGGACUUCAAAGUCAGCUGCAACAAUCAACACAAAAGGUGAAAACAUCAACAUUUGUUGGUCACCCGAUGGCACAACAAUAGCAGUUGGCAACAAAGAUGAUCUGGUCACAUUCAUUGACUCCAAGACCCACAAACCACGCACAGAUGAGCAGUUCAAAUUUGAAGUGAAUGAAAUCUCAUGGAACAAUACGGGCGACUUGUUCUUUCUGACAAGUGGUCAGGGUGCUAUUCAUAUUCUGAACUACCCGGAGCUCAAAGUCCAAUACGUGUUAAAUGCCCAUCCAGCCAACUGUAUAUGUAUAGAGUUUGACCCAAAGGGAUAUUACUUUGCUACUGGGAGUGCCGAUGCUUUAGUUUCUCUGUGGGAUUUGGAGGAAUUAGUUUGUGUGCGCACAUUAUCAAGGUUAGACUGGCCCGUCAGGACGCUCAGCUUCAGCUACGAUGGCCGGAUGCUAGCGUCUGCCUCUGAGGAUCUCAUCAUUGAUAUUGCUGAUGUGGAGACUGGUGAGAAGAUAGCAGAUGUACCCUGUGAAUCGCCCACGUUUACCGUCGCAUGGCAUCCUAAACGCCACCUAUUGGCAUUCGCAUGUGACGACAAGGACAAAUACACACGAGACAGAGACGCUGGUACUGUGAAGUUGUUUGGACUGCCAAGUGAAAGUAAUAGUGAUAGAUGAGGAAGACCAACCUCAUAUGUUUUACGGUGCAGAUUUAUGACUUUUCAAUAUUCAUCAGAACAUUUUGAGGAGGUGAGAAACAAUUGGUAAAUAAUACCAUGGUCUUUGAACACGUCUUCAUAAGAGAUUGACUGUAUGGAUCAUUAAGGGUUUAGAACUUCCCCUGAUGUAAAGACUCACCAGACGGGAUGCCAUCUGAAUGGUGGAGUGCCUUUAAGUUUGAUUUCUUGAUGUUGGUUCAGUUGGCAUGAUGCAUGAUUUGCAUGAUUGAAUGCAGAGGAUAUUGUGAGGAAGAUGUUCCCUUAAUGAGCACAAAAGAGAUCAGGAAUCAGACCAUUCCAAUGUUGUAUCUUUGACUAUGUCCAUCACCUGUUUCAUCCUUUGGUAUGAUGUAUUUAUGUAGUGUAUGAGAAAUAGUUCCAACUUCUCUGAUACACAAACAGCUUGUAAAUAGA